Fimicolochytrium jonesii is the source of this 1794-nucleotide messenger RNA. RefSeq lists its product as uncharacterized. The record is from RefSeq and is a predicted model, not a curated record. The annotation marks the transcript as partial. Gene Ontology annotation, biological process: neuropeptide signaling pathway. Lineage: Eukaryota; Fungi; Chytridiomycota; Chytridiomycetes; Spizellomycetales; Powellomycetaceae. The transcript has 5 exons. Gene Ontology annotation, cellular component: membrane. Gene Ontology annotation, molecular function: G protein-coupled peptide receptor activity.
UGCCCCAGCUCCCCGGCUCGGCUUUCCCGUCAACUUGUUUGUGGAACGCUAACCCUCCUCUUGCUUCCGCCUUACUCCAUUCUACUUCACGUAACCAAUACCCCUCUGCGUGCCCGAAUGAAACCACCACCGGAAUUUCCUCUACCGCCGGGCGUUGGCCCACCAGAUGAAAAUGGGCUGUACUCCAUCAACGAUAUCCCGCUCGAAAUGGUGCGCGGAGAGAUAUAUCUUCCAUUCCGGCUGACAACGGAGCAACACAUCUUCAACUGGGCGGGACUGAUCUUAUCCUGUGCGGCUCUGUUCGCCUCGGCGCUUUUCUUCUGGGUUCAGAAACGGGUGGCGUUGACGGCGGCGAAAGUGUUCGUGCUUUGUAUCAUCUCGGUCGAUUUUCUGGCAGUUUCAGUGGGACUAUUUCUGAGGAUAUUGCCAGCCGCGAUCAUGGGCUACCAUCCUGGCGGAUUUGUCACAUGCCAAAUCCAAUCGUAUUUCAACAGCCUCUGGGGAGUGCUUGCUCAGAUUGCGUUCUUCUCCUAUACCGCCGAACGCUACAUCUCCAUCGUUCUUAGGAAGGAGAUCCCUUUGAAAAUUGCAAAAAAAAUGGCUUUGGGAAUGUGGGUUUUCGCUAUCAUGUUGGCAGCGAUGUUCUUUCAGCAACCGUUUGCAUUGCAAGUAUGGGGCACACCGAGUUCAGGCGGGGUCUAUUGCUUGGCCCCGUGGGCAACCGGAACCUGGAAAGGAGCGAUUCUGGCUACGGAAGCAGCCAUGUUCGUGUCGUCAACGGGACUGGGCGCAUUUUUCAUGUACCUCCGGGUCUACAGGGCGUAUCAAGAAGUCUUGAAGGAGGCGCGGAAUGCGAUCAAUUCGAAACUGAUGUUCACGACGCACCAAACACAACAACAGGAAACGGUGGAGGAACUUCAGGAUAGCGGAGACCUACUGGCGCAGCUCAACGAAGAGAACAAGUACAUGUUGGACAAGUCUACUAAUUCAGGGAAGCAGCUGCAGACGUCAGGCAGCAGCACCGGGGUGCUGAAAACCAGAAUGAUGUCGCAAACAGUGGUUUUUCCGCAAAGUUCUAACAGUUUGGCGCUCGACGGGGAUCUCAACAAUAUCGACGUGAAAGGGAAAGAAACGGCGCAUGCCAAUCCAGAAAUAUCAAGCUUGCCUCGAAUGGAGAUCACCAACGGGCUGGUCUCGUAUUUUGUGGGAUUCCUGCAAGAUGAAGUCAUUGCUGAAGGGUCGGGAGUCGAGGAUGAAGAGAGUAGCGGUGCACGUUCGGAAGCGACCGACGAGGAGCGAUCGCGCCCAGAGCCUUCUUCGUCACAUGAGGCAGGUCGGAACGGCACCGCGCCACGGCGGACGAACGAUUUAGGUCCCAGCAGUCCAUCGUCAGCCAAAAAGAAAUCUCGUAUAGGGAAGGUGAUGUUUGCCGUCGAGGGUGGGGAAAGUCGCUUCUCGAUGAAACGGCCAGCGAAAAAGCCAGUGGACAAGAAGAAAAAGUAUAUGAAGCGACACAACGAAAUUGCGCAUGCCCUGGCCAGGCAAGCAAGCAUCAUCGUCAUCGUCUACUACAUCGGUCUGCUUCCCGAGUUUGUUGAAUUCAUCUACAACCUGUGGACGCUGCAGCCACCAGUGGCCUGGGCGGACAGAUUCGCCUUCAUCACCGCCAUGCUGUAUACGGUGCUCAAUCCGGUCUUGUUCCUGGCCUUAAAUCAACAGUAUAAGGCGGCCUUGAAGGAUGAGAUCGGCGAGUGGAAGGAGAGAUGGAAAAAUUGGAGGAGGGUCGCUCGCUAG